AGAGACAAUUCUCGGCGAACCCUGAAGCUAUAACUUCUUUUUCUUUCUUCCAGUAGGUGAAAAAAAUCUCGCGAUAGCUAUGUGCCGCAGACGAGAAGAGACAGUGGCAAAGUCCAUUGGGCUUUCUGCCUCUCAGCGGAGCUUAUUGAUUGGUAGAGGAAGUGCCAGUUUCCCAUCAAGUUCCUCCCUACGCCCGCUGUUGCUGAAGGUGGAUCAUGUCUUUAAGAGCAUGUGGUUUUAUCAUUUUCCGAAGACCUCGUAUUCCCAAAGUGGACAACAGUGCUAUUGAGUUUCUCCUGCUACAGACAUCAUAUGGAACACAUCACUGGACUCCUCCUAAAGGUCAUGUGGACCCAGGAGAGAAUGACUUACAAACAGCUUUUAGAGAGACCCAGGAGGAAUCUGGCCUGGAUUCCAGCCAGCUGAAUAUCAUUGAAGGAUUCAAGAGUGAGCUGAACUACGUAGCCAACAGCAAGCCCAAAACAGUUAUCUACUGGCUGGCCGAGGUGAAGGACUACAAUGUGGAGAUUCGGUUGAACCCCGGGGAGCACCAGGCUUACCGCUGGCUAAACCUAGAAGAGGCCUGCAACCUGGCUCAGUUUAAGGAUAUGGUGAAAACCCUCAGAGAAGGGCACCAGUUUCUCUGUUCCAACACAUCUUGACCCCAAGAAAGGGAAAGGCUUUUGAGACACUCAAGAUUCAGUCUCCUGAAGUUCUCAGGUGUUUCUUCUGUGAUCAGCCUUCUCCUUGGUUAGAUUAUCCAGUCCCACAGUACGAGGCACCCGAAGCAACCAAUGAAAUCAGGCUUUGAAAUCAAAGCAGGCAUCUUUGUUGUUGAAAUGAAAGAGUGAUAUGGAAAUAUAUAAAGCCAAAUCUCUGUGCUCAUCUAUCUGCAAAAUAAAUUGUCAGAAGCUCA
Molecule: messenger RNA, 916 nt
Organism: Antechinus flavipes (yellow-footed antechinus)
Lineage: Eukaryota; Metazoa; Chordata; Mammalia; Dasyuromorphia; Dasyuridae
Gene: NUDT2
Product: nudix hydrolase 2
Exons: 3
Coding region: 216-662 (148 amino acids)
Biological process (GO): ATP biosynthetic process; AMP biosynthetic process
Molecular function (GO): bis(5'-nucleosyl)-tetraphosphatase (asymmetrical) activity
Source: RefSeq, a predicted model, not a curated record